Molecule: messenger RNA, 1329 nt
Organism: Sinocyclocheilus grahami
Lineage: Eukaryota; Metazoa; Chordata; Actinopteri; Cypriniformes; Cyprinidae
Product: proline-rich protein PRCC-like
Exons: 4
Cellular component (GO): nucleus
Source: RefSeq, a predicted model, not a curated record
GGAGGUGGUGGUCUGUCCUCUCUGCUGCCCCAGCCAAAGAAUCUGGUGGUGAAGGAGACCAAGCGGCCCCUGCUGCCGCACACUCUAACCAAACGCCCUGGAUCGGAUAAGCCAAAGGCAACCCCGGCGAAGUCCCAGGGUCUUUCUGGAACCAGCCCGUCCCCGUCCGCCAUCAAAGCAGCUGCAAAGUCAGCGGCGAUGCAGCUAGCCAAACAAAUGGCCGCGGAUGAAGAGGGAAGUGACGAUGAACUCACUCCAGAGAACUACUUUUCCCUUCCGGAAAGCUCAGCACAGCCUGUGAUGUCUCAAAACCCGCAUUCUCAACAGUAUGUUCCUUCUCUAAACCCUCCACCCGGUGUGGAGGACGCUCCGCUGGACUUUGUUUCUAAAGCAGACAGUUACAGUAGGUCAGUCGGAGCCAUGCAAGACUAUCAGAAGGAAGAAUAUCAACAGCAGUACCAGGAGUAUCCCGCAAAUCCACUGCCAGAGACUUCUCCACAGGAUUACUAUGGUGAGGGAUAUUACCAAGACCCAAACGCUGCGGCUGAUGAGCAAGAAGAUUCAGGGUCCUCUUCAUUGUUCAAUGAUGAAGCAUUUCGGCGACUACAAGGCAAACAGAAUCGUGGAAGAGAGGAAAUCAAGUUCCUGGAGAUCAAAGGAGACGAUCAGCUGAGCGGCAAUAAGCAAUGGCUGACAAAGAACAUGACAGCAGAGACAGAGCCCCGCAAGUCCUUCAGCAAGAAAAAAGGAGAUCAGCCAACAGGACAACAGAGACGCAAGCACCAAAUCACUUAUCUGAUUCAUCAGGCCAAGGAACGCGAGCUGGAACUCAAGAACAACUGGGCCGAAAACAAGUUGACUCGACGACAAACGCAAGCCAAGUAUGGAUUCUAAUGGACUGGAUAUCAAGAUGUUGCGCACACCUCUACCUGACGCUGAGCUGAUUUUGUCAGAGACUGCAGCCGAUAACAGAAAUGUGAUAUUUUUGCCAGCUUUUAGAGAUGUGAUACCAGUUCGUAUUGUUUCAGAAAGGAGCUAAGGACUUUUAAAGCACUAUUGGCUGCUAAUAAAAUGUUUAAGAUGGCUCCCAAUUGUCUACCUGAUAUUAUCUUUCCAUUUGAACUACAUUGGGUUUUGUCACGAGGUUUUGGGUCACCUGUAACAUAAUAGUAGCUGCGUAGGUUCACAUGAUUUAUUUGUUUAUUAAAUGAUUGGGAUGUCAUGACUUGUUUGUCUGGAAGGGUUUUGUCUUCCACACUGCCAUCGUGAGCAGUGGCAUAUAUAAAAUUAAUGAUUGAAAAUGUGAAAGAAACUGGUAACACUUUACAA